CGGGACCGGCGGGCGGUGGACCAAGUCUGUUCUUCCUUAAAAGGCUCUGAAAAAUCUCCCCGUUUCCUCCCAGCGCUUCUCCCCUACCAUUCGAGGAAAAUUUCUCUCGCGGGACUCGAUACGCCAAUCGAUCCGAGGCCGAGUUCUCCAUCAAUUUGGGGCCGGUUCUCCGGAAGAUUGGGUCUUUUUAGCUCGACGUGGCGCCAAGCCGGUAGGAAAUCGGAGCAUUUUAUUUGGUCGAUUUUGCUCGAUUUGAGUUCAGCGGGGUCCGAAGGUGCCACCCAUUGAUCGAAUCGGCCUUGCAAGGCUUGGAUUCGAGAACCAUUCAGUCCCGCAUGGGCGAUUCUUGGAUUGUGCUCGACUGAAUCGAAGGCCAAUUGGCGGUUUCUUGGCUCAAAUCCCACUUUGCUCGGCGAAUCUGAGGCGCUGGGAGUCGUUCGCAGAGAAGGCGGCGAUAACCCGUGCAAUCGGGUUCUUGGAUGGGGACGGGAUCGAGCAUCCUUGGCGCAGACGGGGAGUGGGGAGAGACGUCGCUCGGCGACAUGCCGGAGAGCUGCGUGGCGGCGGUGCUGCUCAACCUUAACCCGCCGGAGAUCUGCCAAGUAGCCUGCCUCAACCGCGCCUUCCGGGGCGCCGCCUCCGCGGACUGCGUGUGGGCCGGCAAGCUGCCCGCUAACUACCGGUACCUUGUGGCUCUUGCAGCUGCCGCCGAUGAUGAGGGCGGUGGCGACGGAGAUGGCAAUGUCAAGCCCUGCUCCCUUAUAUCGACUAAGAAGGAGAUUUACGCGCGCCUGUGCCGGCCUACACUUUUUGAUGCCGGUACAAAGGAAUUCUGUAUUGAGAAGAACAAGGGAGGUCUUUGCAUGUCCAUCUCCUCAAAAGCGAUGGCAAUAACAGGUAUAGAUGACCGAAGAUACUGGAGCCACCUUGUCACAGAGGAAUCAAGAUUCCAUAGUGUUGCUUAUCUUCAGCAAAUUUGGUGGCUUGAGGUGGGUGGGGAGCUUGAUUUCUGCUUCCCUGCAGGUUCAUACAGCCUGUUUUUCCGUCUUCACUUGGGUCGAGCGCACAAGCGCAUGGGUCGUCGGGUUUGUGACACUGAGCUCAUCCAUGGGUGGGAUGCCAGACCCACCCGGUUCCACCUCUCAACAUCGGAUGAACAACAGGCUACAUCAGAAUAUUAUCUAGAUGGACCAGGAAGCUGGAUUCUUUACCAUGUCGGCGAUUUUGUCAUUUCGAACUCCGAUGAGUUGAUCAGCCUGAAGUAUUCGAUGAUGCAGAUCGACUGCACCCACACGAAAGGUGGCCUGUGCGUCGAUUCAGUCGUGAUAUAUCCGAAAGGGUAUCGACGCGAGAAGAUGAACACAGUCUACAUGUAAUUUUGCAGGGUGGUUGCGAUGCUCCAGCAACGCGAGGCAAUUCAGAGGGAGAUGGCUAGUAUUUUUCCUGUCCAUUCUUAUCUGAAAGUUUGUGUAUAUAUUAUUUUUCUUGUCCUCUUUCUUUACUUUCUGAGGGUCUUGCAAUUUGUCAUGUAUUCUUUGUAGUGUUAGUUACACACUGGUAGGGAGGGAGGUAGGAGAGAUCUAGAAUCAGUUUAACUUGACAUGUUAUUUGUGGAGUACACAGUACUAGUCGUCUGAAAUAAGCAGUCAAAUGCCAUCUUCAUCUGUAUUUUUCCAAUCA
Molecule: messenger RNA, 1680 nt
Organism: Lolium perenne
Lineage: Eukaryota; Viridiplantae; Streptophyta; Magnoliopsida; Poales; Poaceae
Product: F-box protein PP2-A13
Molecular function (GO): protein binding
Source: RefSeq, a predicted model, not a curated record